Molecule: messenger RNA, 4002 nt
Organism: Galendromus occidentalis (western predatory mite)
Lineage: Eukaryota; Metazoa; Arthropoda; Arachnida; Mesostigmata; Phytoseiidae
Biological process (GO): DNA integration
Molecular function (GO): nucleic acid binding
Source: RefSeq, a predicted model, not a curated record
AUGCACUGCGAAGACUUGAAGUCCACGGUUUCUGUAGUGUCGACCACCGACGACGAGCGAUCGAUCCCUGCCGUUCUCCUCCACACGGCAAGCGCUUUCGUCGUCCACGGCUCUCAACGCAUUCCAGUCCGACUCUUUCUGGACAGUGGCAGCGCUCUCACUUUCGUUUCGCCGAGACUCAUGCAUCUCCUUCCCGACUUCAAGCCAAUAUCUUCGGCUCGACUUGGCCUCACCACGUUUACCUCCAAUCACGACCUCGUCUCGAAGCAGUUUAGGUUGACCAUUCAGAGCACUCACGACUCGGCACGGGUGGACGUCAACGCAUACGAGUACGACUUCAUGGUUGAUCCGUCGCCUCGGUGCUCCGAAAAAGAUCGCAAGAUCAUCGAUGGCUUCGCGGCGACCCACCGUCUGGCUGACUCCGCGCUCGCUACGAACACAGCCGGGCCAUCGGUCUCGUUGUUGAUAGGGAGGGAUCAAUUCUUCAAGAUCGCUCAUGUCGGCAUCGAGCAGACUCUCGAGGGGGAGCUGGUCGCCCGCGGAUCUAUACUCGGAUGGAUAAUCGGUGGAACAGCCGAAAGGGCGAUCGAGCCGCGGCUGGAGCUGCUGCAGGCCAACGUCCACUGUUGUGUGGCGAGCAUUUCGCGCAACGCCGAGGAGCUCGAGAGACUAUGGAGUCUCGAGGCAAUCGGCAUCGAGAAGGAAGAUGCUUCUCCUCUGAGCUCCGACGAGCUAAGCGCGACUCGUCAGUUCAAGGACAGCCUGAAGUAUGAGAACUCACGAUAUACGGUCAGCAUGCCUCGCAGACCGGGCGUCGAAGAGCUCCGCGACAACCUCGAGCAGGCUCUUGAUCGUCUAAACAGCAAGCUGAGGGGGCUCCGCAGCCACCCGGUCACCUACAGCAGGUAUCACCAGGAGGUCAUGUCAUUCGUGGAGCAGGGACACGCGGAGGAAGUCGGAAAGUUUUCGGCCGAGGUCUACCGGCAGGACUCUUCGCUACGCCAAGGCUCCUACUUUAUGCCUCACCACAACGUCGUUACCGCUUCGGAUAAGGGAGAGAAAUGGCGAAUUGUAUUCGACUGCUCCUCCUCAGCGCGUGGCUGCAGAUCUCUCAACUCAUAUCUGCUCCCUGGCCCCAACCUCAACCCGGACAUCGUGGGAGUUCUCUUGAACUUUCGUCUCCACGCUGUCGCGGUUUCCGCGGACAUAGCUCGAGCGUAUCUCUGCAUAAACGUGAGCGAGUCUGAUAGGCAAUUGUUUCGCUUUCUGUGGCAGGGACCCGAGGACACUCAACCCCGCUGCUACCAGAUGAAAAAGGUCACCUGGGGAGCUACCCCUAGUGGCUUCCUUCUUGCCGCCACGCUUCGCGAGCACUUUUUACGUGUCGAUCCCGAGUCCACCAUGCGCUUGGGGGAAUCGUUCUAUCACGACGACCUUCUGAGAAGUUUCCCAUCGGUUGCUGACGCGAGGAUCUUCGCCGACACGAUCCAAGACAAUCUGCGUUCUGCCGGCAUGGAACUUGCGAAAUGGAAGACGAAUUCCCGCCCACUCGCGGAGCACCUCACUCGUCGAGGGGUUCCGGAAGCUGCGUUGAAUCUGGAUGCGGGAAAACUCCUCAAAGUUUUGGGAAUUUCCUGGCAUCCAACGGAAGACUCUUUCCAGUUCGCUCUCGACCAUGUCGUGGAUCGGGCAAGGGCUACGAGGAUUCGAACCAAACGGUCCGUGUUGAGGCUGGUUGCCUCCAUCUACGACCCUCUGGGCUGGCUCGCACCAUUCCUCAUUCGUGGAAAGCUCCUUCUCAGGGCGCUCUGGGCCGCCGAUCUCAAAUGGGACGAUCCUCUCAGCGGCAACUUGACUUCAGAUGCGCAGACCUGGACAGAAGAGGUCCCGGCUCUUUCGAAGGUUCGCAUCCCACGUUGCAUUGGCGUUCGCGGCGUUCCUCCCACCGGUCGUCAUCUCCAUCUGUUCGGGGAUGCGUCACCAAUCGCCUACUCUGCUGUGGCCUACAUGCAGACCCUUUUCGCGGAUGGAACGUGCAAGACUUCAAUCAUCAUGUCCAAGACUCGUGUCGCUCCGCGGCAGCCGCUGAGCCUCCCUCGCCUCGAGCUCAUGGCCGCUCUCCUCACAGUUCGAUUGCGAAACUACAUCGUUGACCAGCUCAUGGUUCCGGUUGAUCGAGUGACGUUCUACACCGAUUCCAUGGUAACCUAUUAUUGGUGUACUGCGUCAUCAGCCGGUCGUUGGAAAACCUUCGUGAACAAUCGAGUGUCCGAGAUCCAGGCUUCAUCGACGGCUGAUCAAUGGCAUCAUGUCCCCGGUUCGCUCAACAUAGCUGAUCUUGCCACGAGGGGUGUCUCGGCUGGAGAACUCAGCAGAAACACCACUUGGUGGCGCGGGCCGGAAUGGCUGUCUCUCCCGGAGACUGAAAGACCCAUUUCGCAACCAGGCCAAGACGACACGCCAUCCCUUUCGGCGGUCGACAACGAAUUGCGGAUGACCAGCGCCGCGAUCACCGUACGUCCGGAUUGCCAAUGCUUGGUCGACAUCAAGCGCUACAGCACGCUGGGAGCGGUUGUCCGAACGACCGAGAUGAUCUUCAGGUCUAUACGACGUAUGCGCAAACUGCCGCCCAUCACCGCAUCCUGCUCGCGUCAACAGGCUCUCAACCAUCUCAUCAAAUGGACUCAGCGACAACACUUCCCGCGAGAACUCGAGGCAGCAUCGGCCGACGACUUCCCCGCUCGGAACUCCAAGGUGGCUGGUCUCAAGUUGUUCAUCGAUCAAGACGGUCUUCUCCGCGCGAGGACCCGACUCUACGCCAGCCCGCAUUUCACCGACGACGAAAAGACACCCAUCGUGAUCCCCGGAGAAUCACAUCUCGCAUCCUUGCUCAUAGUCGACGAGCACAGGGUCAACGCACAUCUGGGUGUAUCCACGAUCCUCGCAGCAUUGCGGCGUCGUUACUGGAUAACACGCGGCCGCCAGCGCAUCAAGUCGAUUCUGGGGAAAUGCGUGAUUUGUCGCAAACAACACGGUCCGACGCAAAAGGUUAUCGAGGCGCCUCUCCCGGAGUCACGUCUGAGUCCUGUCGUGCCCUUCCAGACGAGCGGUCUGGAUUUCUGUGGUCCAUUCCUCACCCGGCUCGGCUCGGAUACUCAGAAGAAUUACAUCGCUCUCUUCACGUGCUCCACCGUUCGUGCAGUGCACUUAGAGCUCGUGCCCUCGAUGACAACCGCGCAAACCCAUCUCGCUAUCCGCAGGUUCCUGAGUUUGUAUCCCGAAUGCUCCGCUCUGGUCUCGGACAACGCACGCUCCUUCGUCAAGGCAGCCGCUGAUAUCAAGCGCCUUUUCAAUUCGAAGAGACACCCGGACAUACGCGAGCUCCUGUCGAAGCACGGACUGGAAUGGAGGUUCAUCUGCCCGCGCGCUCCAUGGCACGGGGGAUUUUGGGAGCGGAUGGUUGGGACCGUCAAGGGCGCUUUGAAGCGAACGCUAGGGAGAAGUUUACUCACGUUCGAGGAACUUCGAACGAUAAUCGCUGAGAUCGCCGCCACCGUGAACAACCGUCCGCUCACCUACGUCUCAGGAGAUCCCGACGAGCCGACGCCACUGACUCCCUCGCACUUCCUGAGAGGCGCUCCCCUCCGACCGCCGCUUUGCUCGAUCACCCCGCUCGACGAGAUGAACAAAAAUCGCCUGCGCUCCGAUCUCCUCAACCGCACCACGUACUACAGAGCGCUCGCGACGCGUUGGCGUCGCGAGUAUAUUACUCAACUCCGGAGCAUCAGCGAAACAGAGCGCGGCGGAAAGCCCGUCAUAAGCGUCGGUGACGUCUGUCUUUUGGAGGAAGACAACCGGCCACGGAUCGGCUGGCAGCUCGUCAGAGUCCUAGAGCAGAACAUCGGCCGCGACGGAGUCGUCAGAACGUACACGGUCAAAUUCGCCAACGGCUACGUGACGCGUCGAGCAGCAAGACUGCUCGUUCCCCUAGAAGUCGCAUAA